This is a messenger RNA of Lindgomyces ingoldianus, 1941 nucleotides long. RefSeq lists its product as uncharacterized. The transcript has 2 exons. Gene Ontology annotation, molecular function: protein binding. NCBI's taxonomy places the organism in Eukaryota, Fungi, Ascomycota, Dothideomycetes, Pleosporales, Lindgomycetaceae. Bases 1 to 1941 code for a protein of 646 amino acids. Gene Ontology annotation, cellular component: cytoplasm; ubiquitin ligase complex. The record is from RefSeq and is a predicted model, not a curated record.
AUGGUCCUAAACAAACAUCAGAUUGAAGCGGCGCUUGUGACGGAAGCCCAGGCGAUUUCCUCCGGGAAACUGAAAGAGGACAAUCCCCUUGAUCUCAGCGACAAUUUUCGCGUUUUCUGUGAAGCUUGUCGGAGGGGCGACUUGAAGGUGUGUCAGGAGCUUAUUUCCGCAGGCGUCAAUAUAAAUGCAAGGGACAAAUUCGACUAUACUCCGCUGAUUUUGGCCAGCCUUUGCGGACACUACGAAGUCAUCCGUCUAUUACUGGAACACGGUGCCCUAUGCGAACGGGAUACCUUUCAGGGUGAACGAUGCCUAUAUAACGCUCUCAAUGACCGAAUACGUAAUUUACUCCUCUCCUACGACUAUGCAAAGUCAACGAACCCUCUGCAGCCCCUCGCCGCGCACCUAACAUCGCUCCUCUCUCGGCCGAGUCCUAAGACCUCCGACAUUACUCUUGUAACGUACGAUCAGAGCUUCCAUCUCCACAAGUUUGUAUUGGCGGCGAGAUCGCCGUACUUUGCGAAGAAGCUGGCAGCGGCGCCGGACACAACGUCAUGGAAACUGUCGCAAUUGGUUCCUGCUGAGUCCUUGGGUGUUGCAUUACAAUACUUAUACCUCUCUGAAGUGUCGCUGAGAUCUGCCACCUUCGGCCUGAGUGACGAGGAUGAGCGGAUUGUGCUUGAAGGGCUCGAUAAAAUCAGUCGUCAAUUAGAGAUUGAACGGCUAUUUGAAAGCGUCAUGGAAGUUUCGGACCGACGCAUGCUACGGCAGCGGCGAGCAGAGGAGCUAGAUCGAGGUCGAAAUCAGUUGGAGGCUUGGUUCAAAGGAAAUAUCGUCAAGAACCGGAUCGUAGUAGACACAGACAAGGUGGGCAACGUACAAUGGGACCGCGAGAACUCAAUCUUCGCCGACAUUCUAUUGCGAGCCGAUGAGGAUGACCCGUACGAACCGUUUUCCGCCGAUGUCUCGCCCGGUCCCUCCGAGUCUUCUACGCCGCCUCAGACUCAUAUUCGAAAUGCCUUAGGCCCUCUCAAUGGUAUUCCCGUCGGCCCUAUAAAAUCGCGUUCACCAUCGCGUCGCCGCCGCUCUCGAAAGUCGAUUCUAUACCCAGCCCAUCGUGCGAUGCUUCUCCGGUCCGAAUAUUUCCUCGCCAUGUUCAGCUCGUCGUUUCGUGAGGCGCAAGAAACACAAACCCUUCAAAUAGUUAAACUUGAUUGCUCCCCAGCAGUUCUGGAGACAGUUCUAACAUUUCUGUACACGGAGCGAGCAGACUUUGGCCUUGAUAUCGCAAUCGACGUUUUAUUUACCGCAGACCAACUCUUCAUUGAGAAGCUGAAGCACCGCGCGGCCAUCAUCAUCUCUGCUCUUGGAAAUGGCUCUACUUCUACUGUCGAAUCAGACAAUCCACGUGGAGAGACAGAUGCCGAGGAGGCCGUUGAUAUCUACGAGGUCAUUCGCGCUGGAUGGGACACACGAGUGCAGAGACUCGAGGAGUUUGGAGCACGAUACAUCGCAUACCGGCUGGAGAACUACAUUGACGAACCAGAAUUUGCGGGCUUAGUGCAGGAGUCGGCAAAGAGGGUCAAAGGCAGACAAGAAACGGAUACAGUCGAGCUGGUGGACGACAUCCGAUACUAUCUAAGUGAGCGGUUUAGGCUCCGCUUUGAAGACAGCGGGCUAGAUGAAAUGAUGGAUGAAGCCACACAGGGGACAGGUGGAGUCGUUGUGAGCCCUAUGGAGGAGCUAGAGAUUCGCGAUAAGGGUCCUGAGAAGCAGAAGGACGGUUUUGCCUUCGAUAUCGAAACCCAGCUCGCAGCAGGCGCCAUACGAACGCUGAACGGCGAGAUUGCGGGCGACGAAUUCAUGCAGGAUGCAAUCAACUACCAGACCCUUCUUGGGAAAAUUGACCACCUCCUGGAAACCCUUAGUUUGGAUGCUUGA